Messenger RNA from Eurytemora carolleeae, 764 nucleotides. RefSeq lists its product as uncharacterized. Bases 176 to 514 code for a protein of 112 amino acids. The record is from RefSeq and is a predicted model, not a curated record. The transcript has 5 exons. NCBI's taxonomy places the organism in Eukaryota, Metazoa, Arthropoda, Copepoda, Calanoida, Temoridae.
AUCCCGACAAACACUUUUUCGCAUUUAAUAAUACCCAUAUUACAAUGAAAAAAAUAGACACAACCACUCAUGUAAAUUGAAAUAGAUUGCAACAUUGCCCCUUGCUCCUUUUUAUUCUCCUGAACCUGUUAAUUUAUUAUUAAGAGCAGUAAACCUUUCUUAGAGUUAAAUAACAAUGUUCGUGAGUCGUGUGCUUGGUGCAGCUACAGGGGGAUACCUUGAGGGAAAAGGUGGUAGAAAGAUGAACAACGGAACAAGAAUGCAAGGAAUGACUCUUGCUUCCCUUAGACACCAUGUCGCCCUUCAACCUCUCUUUAUCAUUAUGGGAGCAGGAGUGACUAUGGUGACUGCUAUGUGUAUUCGGACUGCUACUAAGACUACAGAUGUAAACUGGAGAAAAAUCAAGGAGGAGGACUAUGCUGUUAAUCAUUACAAGGCAAAACAGUUUAAGCUCCUGAACCCCACUGGUGCAGAUCUAGCAAAACCCUCUCCUAUUCCUGACUACAAGAACUAAACCUAAAAAUAUAAACCUAUAGGCCAGGGUUAGCAAUAUACAAAAUUCGUCUGUAUGUACGUGAAUCAGUUUUUUCUUCAAUUACAAACUUGUCAUAUUUAUCCUAAAUAUUGAACAUGUUGAGACCAAAAACAAAAAAUCGUCAAAAUGUUUCGUCCAUUCUUGAAUUCCAUUGUGAAUAAAGAUUGGUUUCGUUUCUGUUAAAAAUAUGUGUUAUUUAUUCAUUUUUAAAUAAAUCUACCUAAAUCCA